Nematolebias whitei (Rio pearlfish) is the source of this 3625-nucleotide messenger RNA. RefSeq names its product potassium channel subfamily T member 2 (gene kcnt2b). Gene Ontology annotation, cellular component: membrane. The record is from RefSeq and is a predicted model, not a curated record. Gene Ontology annotation, molecular function: intracellular sodium-activated potassium channel activity. The transcript has 29 exons. Lineage: Eukaryota; Metazoa; Chordata; Actinopteri; Cyprinodontiformes; Rivulidae. The coding region runs from base 49 to 3534 and encodes 1161 amino acids. Gene Ontology annotation, biological process: potassium ion transport.
UUUUUUUGUUUUUGUCUCUUGCUCGGUGUUUCCAGGAGAAGGAGGACCAUGGUGGAACUGGAGAAGGAGGUGCUCCCGUUGCCUCCUCGGUACCGGUUCCGAGACCUGUUGCUCGGGGACUGGCAGAGCGACGACAGGGUGCAGGUGGAGUUCUAUGUGAAUGAGAACACUUUCAAGGAGCGCCUCAAGCUCUUCUUCAUCAAAAACCAAAGAUCCAGUCUGCGAGUGCGAAUGUUUAACUUUGCUCUAAAAGUGCUGAGCUGCCUCCUCUACAUCGUCAGAGUCCUGCUUGACAACCCGCAGGAGGAGAGACAAGACUGGAAACUCAUCAUCUGGGUUGAGAGACCUCUUCCUCUGUGGGCACUGCAGGUGCUUGUGGCUUUCAUCAGCUUCUCAGAAACCAUGUUGCUUGUGUAUCUCAGCUACAAGGGCAACGUUUGGGAGCAGGUCUUACGUGUCCCGUUCAUUCUGGAGAUGAUCAGCACCGUUCCCUUCAUGAUCACUGUGAUUCUGCCCUCCCUGAGAAAUCUUUUCAUCCCUGUAUUUCUCAAUUGCUGGCUGGCCAAACAUGCUCUGGAGAACAUGAUAAAUGAUCUCCACAGGGCGAUCCAGCGGACACACUCAGCCAUGUUUAACCAAGUGGUGAUCCUCAUCAGCACCCUGGUCUGUCUUAUGUUUACAUGCAUCUGCGGCAUCCAGCACCUCGAGAGAGCAGGAAACAACUUGACCCUGUUCCACUCGCUCUACUUCUGCGUGGUCACCUUCUCCACGGUGGGCUUCGGAGAUGUCACCCCUCAGAUCUGGCCCUCGCAGCUCCUGGUCGUCAUUAUGAUCUUUGUGGCGCUCAUUGUUCUUCCCAUCCAGUUUGAGCAGCUGGCCUUUCUGUGGAUGGAGCGACAGAAAUCUGGAGGCAACUACAGCCGCUACAGGGCCCAAACGGAGAAACACGUGGUGCUGUGCGUCAGCUGCCUGAAGAUCGACCUCCUCAUGGACUUCCUCAAUGAGUUCUUCGCUCACCCCCGGCUUCAGGACUACUACGUGGUGAUCCUUUGCCCAGCAGAAAUGGACGUCCAGGUCAGGAGGGUACUUCACGUCCCUCUGUGGGCUCUGAGAGUCAUUUACCUGCAGGGGUCUGCCCUCAAAGACCAAGACCUUAUGAGGGCCAAGAUGGACGAUGCUGAGGCCUGUUUCAUCCUCAGUAACCGGUUUGAAGUGGAUCGUAUCGCUGCUGAUCAUCAAACCAUCCUGAGAGCCUGGGCAGUCAAAGACUUCGCUCCAAACUGCCCCCUGUACGUCCAAAUUCUCAAGCCAGAGAACAAAUUUCAUGUUAAGUUUGCAGAUCAUGUGGUGUGUGAAGAGGAAUUUAAGUAUGCCAUGCUGGCUUUAAACUGUGUGUGCCCUGGCACCUCAACUCUUAUCACUUUAUUGAUCCACUCCUCCAGAGGCCAGGAAGGUGGUGCAGGUUCAGCAGACCAGUGGCACCGGACCUACCGGCGCUGCUCAGCCAACGAGGUGCAUCACAUUCGUCUGGAGGAGAGCAAAUUCUUUGGGGAAUACCAGGGCAAGAGCUUUACCUUUGCCUCCUUUCAUGCACACAAAAAGUUUGGAGUGUGUUUGAUCGGAGUGCGCAGACUGGACACCACCAACAUCCUGUUGAACCCGGGCCCAUGUCACAUCAUGGGGGCCUCUGACACAUGUUUCUACAUCAACAUCUCCAAAGAGGAGAACUCGGCCUUUGUGCGGGGACAGAGGGAGCCAUCCUGGGGGGUCACAGGGGGGGAUUCAAGAGGAGUGCACCCAAGUAUCUACCAUGGACUCACUCGGCUGCCUGUCCACAGUAUCAUCGCCAGCAUGGGCACCGUGGCCAUCGACCUGCAGGACUCCAGUGACAGCAGCCCUGAAGGUCCCACCCUGUCUCUGCCCACCAUGGGAGAUUCAGCAGACGAGAGACGACACAGCAUCGCACCUGUCCUGGAGCUGGUGGACGGUGUCAACAACCCCACCUUUGACCUUUUGGGGGAACAGUCGGAGGACGAAGGAGGAGAAGAGGGUAAAUGUGGACUGUCCCACAGGUGGGUGAAGGGAUACCCCCCAAACUCUCCGUACAUCGGGAGCUCACCAGCACUUUGCCAUCUUUUACAAGAAAAGAUGCCUUUCUGCUGCCUGCGCAUGGACAAGGCUUGCCAUCACAUCCCCUUUGAGGACGCUCGCUCCUACAGCUUCAAAAAUAAACUGAUCAUCGUGUCUGCGGAGGCUGCAGGAAACAGUUUGUACAACUUCAUUGUGCCUCUUCGGGCUUACUACAGAACGAGGAAGGAGCUCAAACCCAUCGUGCUGUUGCUGGAGAGCAUACCUGAAGCAGAUUUUUUGGAAGCAAUCUGUUGGUUCCCCAUGGUGUUCUACACAGUGGGCUCCAUCGAGAAUCUGGACAGUUUGCUGCGAUGUGGGAUCACUUUUGCCGACACCAUGGUGGUGUUUGACAAGGAGAGCUCCAUGAUCGCAGAGGAGGACUACAUGGCCGAUGCAAAAACUAUUGUCAACGUACAGACUUUAUUCAGACUGUUCCCAGCUCUCAGUAUCAUCACGGAGCUCACACAUCCUGCAAACAUGCGUUUCAUGCAGUUCAAAGUGAAGGACCACUACUCCCUGGCUCUGUCCAAACUGGAAAAGAAAGAACGAGAGAAGGGGUCCAAUCUGGUCUUUAUGUUUCGCCUGCCUUUUGCUGCUGGGAAGGUGUUCAGUGUGAGCAUGCUGGACACUCUACUCUAUCAGUCGUUCGUGAAGGACUACAUGAUCUCCAUCACCAGGCUGUUGCUUGGUUUGGACUCCAUGCCCGGCUCAGGUUUCCUCUGUGCUAUGAAAAUCACAGAAGACGACCUGUGGAUCCGAAACUACGGCAGGCUCUACCAGAAACUAUGCUCCUCCUCAGGAGACAUUCCUAUCGGCGUUUACCGUACGGAAGCUCACAAGCUUCCAGUGUCAGAGUCCCAGGUUUCCAUUACAGUCGAGGACUACGAGGACACCAGGGAGUCCAGAGAGCCCCUCCUGUCCCGCACAGGAGCCCACCGUAACUCUACCUGCUCUGAGCCCAUCUCCACCUCCUCCCACUCCUCAGACCAUCCGCUGCUCCGGAGGAAGAGCAUGCAAUGGGCACGGCGGCUGAGCAGGAAGGGGGGUCGGGGGUCGAAUGCAGCCAAAGGUGGUCCGGGCAGUGCCGCGGAGAGGAUCAGCCAGCAGAGACUGAACCUGUUCAGACGCUCAGAAAGACAAGAACUGAAUGCACUUGUGCGGACGAGGAUGAAGCAUUUGGGCCUGUCUCCAACUGGAUUCAAUGGGAUGACAGACCAAGGCAACAGACUGUCAUACAUCCUCAUCAACCCUUCUCCAGACACCCGGCUGGAGCUGCACGAUGUUGUGUACCUGAUCAGACCAGACCCCCUCUCCUUGGUGCCCAAUCAGGGGAGCAGCAGGAAGUGCAGCGCCGGACUAUCAGAGAGCCACAGGUUUGAUACGCAGGAUAGCACCCAUCUGUGAGGGACAAAGAAAAGAUCACAACGCCGCUGGAGGGAAGGGAAACGAGAUGAAGCCAAUCAUGGAGGAGAAAAGAGACGCUCAGAAAAUGACG